GUCCCUCAUCCCUGAGGUAAACGUAAACACAGCGCGCUUCGACAACAGCAAGUGGAAAGGCAGAGAGCUUUAGACCGUGCCACACCUGCCGCCCUUGCUAGUGCUGUCCCUUACACCAGACAGGCACCAUGAACGCCCCGCCCACCUUCGAGUCGUUCCUGCUGUUCGACGGGGAGAAGAAGAUUAUCAAGGAGGUGGACACGAAGGUUCCCAAUGCUGCCAUCUACACCAUCAACAAGGAGGACCACACACUGGGCAACAUGAUCCGCCUGCAGCUCCUCAAGGACCCCAAUGUGAUGUUUGCUGGCUACAAGAACCCUCACCCUUUGGAGCACAAAGUGGUCCUUAGGAUUCAAACAUCUGAUGCCAGUUACACCCCACACGACGCCUUCAUGAAUGCCAUCACUGACCUCAUCUCAGAGCUGUCCCUGCUGGAGGAGCGGUUCAGGGAGGCCAUCAGGGAAAAGAAGGAAGGCUUUGACUAGGCACACACCAUCCAUCCACUAAGAGUAACCCACACAGGGAGAAUAGUGAAAGAUAGGAGGAUCUGGUUGCUAUUAUCAUUAUCAUCUCUCUCUCUCUCUCUCUCUGUGUUGGUGCUGUUACCACCAGUCUGCUGCUCAUCUCCAUUGCAUAUCAUAUCCCUUCAUUACAUAAUUUCAUGCUGUUCCUCAUCAAAACCACCACCACCACCACCACCACAGCUUCCUUAGUCUUUAAGGUUAUUCAUGAGUCAUAAGAUAUUCAUCCUCAGGUGAAGAAAAAUUGUGGUAAAAGUUUCUUUUGAUGUGCAAGUUUUAGCCAUGAAAAGUAACAAUUAUUGGGGUACAAUUCCUACAUUACAUAAUGUAUAUUUUGAAAAUUAUUCUGAAGUGCUUAUUGCCAUUAUAAUUAAUUGUGGCAUGUCAUUUACCUUUAAUAAAAAAAAUAAAGAUAA
Molecule: messenger RNA, 937 nt
Organism: Portunus trituberculatus (swimming crab)
Lineage: Eukaryota; Metazoa; Arthropoda; Malacostraca; Decapoda; Portunidae
Gene: Rpb11
Product: DNA-directed RNA polymerase II subunit RPB11-like
Exons: 3
Coding region: 129-485 (118 amino acids)
Biological process (GO): transcription by RNA polymerase II
Cellular component (GO): RNA polymerase II, core complex
Molecular function (GO): DNA binding; protein dimerization activity
Source: RefSeq, a predicted model, not a curated record